This is a messenger RNA of Carcharodon carcharias (great white shark), 2660 nucleotides long. It is a transcript of the gene wdr31, whose product is annotated as WD repeat domain 31. The transcript has 10 exons. Gene Ontology annotation, molecular function: protein binding. The record is from RefSeq and is a predicted model, not a curated record. The coding region runs from base 376 to 1407 and encodes 343 amino acids. NCBI's taxonomy places the organism in Eukaryota, Metazoa, Chordata, Chondrichthyes, Lamniformes, Lamnidae.
GGGAACUCCUUGGAUACCGGAGAGGCGUUGCCAGGUGUAAUCCAGAGGGAAGUGAUGGGAAGAGGUAUAGGGAAUUUCGAAAGGAGCAGAGAUAAAGACGGAUAAUACAACAGAAGGGUGAAUGUGGAGAGAUAGCGGGGAAAGGAAUGAAGCAGAAACAGAAAAUGCUGGAAAAACCCAGCAGGUCUAACAGCAUAAUGCGAAACAAUCCAUGCAUACAGUAAGCAAAGUAAUCAACCUUAAUCAUAACUCUGCGAAGGCUCUGGGCUCCACUAUGUAUCUGGUUUAAAAGCACUGAAAAUUGCAGCUUAUGUCAUGCUGGUCAGUAAGCUCUUUACCUGACUAUUAGAUGCUUCCAGUUAACGCUUUGCUGCCAUGGGGAAACUGCAGAGUAAACAGAAACGCAACAUAUCCCGAUACAGGAUUGAUGGGGAUACAGGCCACAGUUCGAUCACUCAAGUGGUUCAACAGUACAGUCCUGCACAUAAUGAUGCUGUGACAUCAUUAGCCUCCCUGACAUCUGAGCACUGUGUGUCUGGAGGAAAGGACAAGACAGUGGUCAUAUAUAACUGGAAAACUGGUGGUGUGCAGCAGAAAUUCAUAGGUCAUGAACGUGAUGUGACCAAGGUAACCUGCCUCUUUCAGUCAAACAGGAUCUUCAGUGCUUCACGUGAUAAAACAGCCCUAAUGUGGGAUAUGUACAAUAAAGUUGGACCACUGCAGGAGUUUACUGGGCAUGAACUGGUGGUGACUGGCCUAGCUGUGAGCCCAGAUGGUUUGCAACUGUGUACAGGAUCCCGGGAUAAUUCCAUGUGUAUCUGGGAUGUGGAAACUGGGAAUUGUCUACAAAGCUGCUCUAUUUCCAGGAAUCUGGUGACACACAUCUGCUGGGUUCCUGCGGAAUCACUUGUAAUCCAGACCUCAGAGGACAAGAUGAUCAGGAUCUGGGAUAGUCGGGAACUCCAGGUGACCCACACUUUCCCAAUAAAGCAGUACAUCCAAACACAUUGUGACGCCAGUCCUGAUGGGCAAUAUUGCAUCACUUGUAGCAAUGGUUUUAGUGGUGAAGGCUGCGAGGCCACACUCUGGGACCUGAGGCAGGCAAAACGUAAGGUAUGCGAGUACAAGGGACACCUACAGACCACUGCAGCCUGCAUCUUUCUCUCAAGUGCAACUUCCACACUCCCCUUGGUUGCAACCUCAGCACAUGACUGCACUGUGAAGAUCUGGAAUCGUGACACUGCAGUCUGUGUGAGUUCCCUUUGCCUGGAUGGUGCGGGACCCCUAACGUCAUUAGCUUCCAGUGACGCUGUUAAUUUGCUGUGUGGCAGCUUUAAUACAGGAAUUCACCACCUCCAAGUGAACCAUUCAAACAGCUGCAGCCUGAGUGAAGUGGCGAGAUUCUGAGCAUGCUGAAAAGUCGGAGAUGCGACGACAUGGCGAAAGAGCUGGGACUGUUUGCGGCAUGUCCCUAGUUGAGCAGGUGACAGUGGAACACAAGGAAGAUACAGUAGGACCAGGCCAAACGUACAAGAUUAGGAUACAAAGCAACCAAAGAGUGAAAAAGCAACAAAGCUCUGUUUUUAGGCAGUUUCCUGUAUGAAUUGUGUCUGUGUGUAAUGUGGAUCUCAAGAAUGAGGCUUAAUUUAUUAUACUAUCGGGAUUGAAUUGUUCUAGGUUCUGGAAGUUGUUGAGGCAUGGAACAUUGGAUCAUUGAAUGCAUAAAUUGAAGACAUCAGGAGGCAAUGGGAGGGGUGGAGAGUGAGAUGUCCUUUCGACUGCUCUAGGACAGAUGGGAUGAGGUGUACUACUUUCUUUUUUUAUUGAAAACUUCUAAGAUUCCAUGAGGGAAUGCUAUUUUUGCCCACUAACCCUAUUAUCUCCAUGGCAUCAUUGGUGCAAAUGCUGCAUGUUACGUAUGGUUACACCAGUGACAUAACCCGCUUGAUUAGAGUCCUUGCUCUGUGGUAUUACUCUAAGAGAGCAAAGCAUUAAGAACUCUUAUCUGUAAGUUCUGCCAAUCCGUUGGUGAGUUCCAUACAGUUACAACAUUAUUUAAGCUGGGCACAUAACGGAAAUAACAUCUGCAGAUGGGCAGUGGUGCUGAUAUAACACAGCAGCAUUGUAAAUAUGCAAUACUUCCUGCUGACGGCUUAUCUCAGCCUGGAACUGUUUAACUUCCAUAUGUCUCCCCUACACCUAAAGACUGCUGAAUAAUUGAUCUUAGCACAGAGAAAGCAGCGUUACUGAUGUAAGAAUUAGUAUUUAAUAUGUACUUUCUAUACCUUUUGAAUGGAGCACAUCUCCAAUCUAUGUGUAGUUUUCUUGCUGUAUUACAAUUGUGAUGCUCUGUUGUGAUAUACCUGCUCUGGUCAUGGGCACCAAAGCAAGUUACCUGUAAUGGCUGGAAAUUACACUGGGGUGUAAGGUGUAAAUAAUGUUAUUUUAAUGAAUAUAGAAAUGGGGAAGAUAAAAAUGCUAAUUGUAAUCAUAGUUUUUUAAAAAUUGUAAUUUAUAUAAACAUCAAAAGAGAAAUAGUUUUGGGAAGAUUGAUAGGUAUUGCACCUGACUGCUUAAAAGAAUCAUGAAGGUGCUUUGUGACAUUGUGCUAUAAACAGAAUUUGUGAUAGGGACCAUGGCAAAUAAAAUACAUUCUUUAC